Messenger RNA from Rangifer tarandus platyrhynchus (Svalbard reindeer), 1470 nucleotides. Lineage: Eukaryota; Metazoa; Chordata; Mammalia; Artiodactyla; Cervidae. The record is from the annotation of a GenBank genome assembly.
AUGCAGGGCCGCAGCCUGCCCUUCCGUGUGGCCACCCUGGUGACAGGCCUCCUGGAGUGCCUCGGCUUCGCGGGCGUCCUCUUUGGCUGGACGUCCCUGGUGUUCGUCUUCAAAGAGCAGCGUUACUUUGAGGAGCUGUGUGAACCGGAUGCUGGGCCGCUGGGCAAUGCCACCGGGCUGGAUGACUGCAGGGCCCGGGACGAGCAGUUCUCACUCAUCUUCACCCUGGCCUCCUUCAUGAACAACUUCAUGACCUUCCCCAUAGGCUACAUCUUUGACCGUUUCCAGACCACCGUGGCCCGCCUCAUUGCCAUAUUUCUCUACACCAGCGCCACGCUCACCAUAGCCUUCACCUCUGCAGACUCAGCUGUGUUGCUCUUCCUGGCCAUGCCCAUGCUCGCCGUGGGAGGCAUCCUGUUCCUGAUCACCAACCUGCAGAUCGGGAACCUGUUUGGCAAACACCGCUCGACCAUCAUCACCAUGUACAACGGAGCGUUUGACUCCUCCUCGGCGGUCUUCCUCAUCAUCAAGCUCCUUUAUGAACAAGGCAUCGCCAUCAAAGCCUCCUUCGUCUUCAUCUCUGUCUGCAGUGUCUGGCACGUUGGGCGCACUCUCCUCCUGAUGCCCCGGGGGCACAUCCCCUACCCACUGCCCCCCGACUACCGCUACGGUCUCUGCUCCGGGGACAGCUCCCAAGAGGAAGACAAGAAGGCAGCCGAGUCCAAAAAGCUGGAGCUUCAGUCAAAGGAGUUCAUUUCCCCAAAGAAAGAGGCCCUGGGAGAGCAGCAGGCACCCGGCUCCUUCUGGAGCCACGUCUUCUCUCAGCGCUUUGCCUGGCACGUGGUCUGGCUGUCUGUGAUACAGCUGUGGCAUUACCUCUUCAUCGGCACCCUCAACUCCCUGCUCAACAACUUGGCCAGCAAGGACAGCGCGCUAGUCAGCACCUACACAAACGCCUUUGCCGUGACUCAGUUCUUCGGAGUGCUGUGUGCUCCCUGGAACGGCCUGCUCAUGGACCGGCUCAAACACAAGUACCAGGAGGAGGCGAGAAAAACAGGGGCCCCGGCCAAGGCCGCCGCCCUGCGCGCGGCGGUGCCCUCGCUGGCCCUGACGUCGCUGCUGUGCCUGGGCUUUGCCGUCUGCGCGUCCAUGCCGGUGCUCCCGCUGCAGUACGCCACCUUCGUCCUGCAGGUGGUCAGCCGCUCCUUUCUCUACGGCUGCAACGCGGCCUUCCUCACGCUGGCGUUCCCCUCAGAGCACUUCGGGAAGCUGUUUGGACUCGUGAUGGCCCUGUCAGCUGUUGUGUCUUUGCUGCAGUUCCCCCUGUUCACCCUUAUCAAAGGCCCUCUCCAGGAUGACCCGUUAUACGUGAACUUGAUCCUGGUGAUGCUGACUCUGCUGACGUUCAUGCAUCCCUUCCUGGUGGACCGGGAGUGCCAGCGGAAGGAGAAACCCCCUGAGGUCGCCUAG